UUUGGAUAAAAAUGAAGCAACUGAUAUUCUUUGCGAUUCUGAGUUAUUUUGUGGUGACUCAACAUGCCUUCGAACUUGAGCUACAAGACUUCAAAGAUCCAAUAGAACUGCCAAUAUAUCAAGAAGCUAUUAGAAAUAUGAAGCCAAACUUUACGAAUAUUGAACGAGAAAGAAGAAUCGUUGGCGGUGAAAUCUCUCAAUUUGGACAGUUUCCUUAUACAGUUGCGCUACAUAUGAGAUCUCGUCAAGGAAUGUUUGUGUGUGGAGGAGCUCUCAUUAAGUACAAUUGGGUUUUAACAGCAGCUCACUGCAUUGAGGGAUUCAAUAGCAUUCAAGUGAUUGUUGGCACCAUAAAUAGAAUUUCAGGACCAUCCGUAUUUAAUAUCACAGUAUCUCACUCACGAGAUCUUAUUCCACAUCCACAGUUCAAUCCAACAACAAUUUCAAAUGAUAUUGGACUUAUUCGAUUAAGAACAGCAACUCCAUCACUUCUUGAUCACACUUUUGUUGACGUAAUUUCACUUCCAACAAUUAUUGAUUCACAAAUUGAUUUAACAGGAAGAAUGUCAACUGUAAGUGGAUUUGGAGCAACAGGUUUUAGAAUGCCACCAUCAGAAGUCCUCAGAUUUAUAAAAGUUCCAGUCAUAUCCAAUCAGGAAUGCUCACAAGUUUUUGGAAAUGCAAUUUUGUCAUCAAAUUUGUGUGUUUCUACAAUUGGUGGAAGAUCUCCAUGUCCUGGAGACUCAGGAGGUCCACUGACAACACAAAUAGAUCUAAAUCGAACAGUUAUUAUUGGAGUUGUGAGUUUUGGAGCUGAAGAUUGUGGUAUUGAAGUUCCUGUAGCAUUUGCGAGAGUUACAAGUUUCCUUCCAUGGAUUGAGAGCGUCAUCGGAAGUGGAAAUAAUAUUUUGUUCGAGAAAUUUGUAGGAAUUUUAAUUGUGAUAAUUUUAUUUGUGAGGAAUUUGAUUUAAAAUAAAUUAUUUGAGUUAAGGCUCCAUUUCAUGCCAAGUCUAUGCUCC
Messenger RNA from Chironomus riparius, 1019 nucleotides. The record is from the annotation of a GenBank genome assembly. Lineage: Eukaryota; Metazoa; Arthropoda; Insecta; Diptera; Chironomidae.